This is a messenger RNA of Trematomus bernacchii (emerald rockcod), 2121 nucleotides long. RefSeq names its product ubiquitin-conjugating enzyme E2Nb (gene ube2nb). The coding region runs from base 66 to 527 and encodes 153 amino acids. The record is from RefSeq and is a predicted model, not a curated record. The transcript is spliced from 4 exons. NCBI's taxonomy places the organism in Eukaryota, Metazoa, Chordata, Actinopteri, Perciformes, Nototheniidae.
CAGUUAGUCAAUCCGACCUGAAGAGAAGGCGAGUCCACGGCUAAAAAUAUAAUAGCUAACACAAGAUGGCCGGUUUGCCUCGUAGGAUUAUAAAGGAGACGCAGCGGUUGAUGGCAGAGCCGGUUCCCGGGAUCACGGCCACGCCAGAUGAAGGGAACGCACGCUACUUCCAUGUGAUCAUCGCAGGGCCUCAAGACUCUCCUUUUGAAGGAGGCACAUUUAAACUUGAACUAUUUCUUCCAGAAGAGUAUCCCAUGGCAGCUCCCAAAGUGCGAUUCAUGACCAAAAUCUACCACCCCAAUGUUGACAAACUGGGAAGAAUAUGUUUAGACAUUUUGAAAGAUAAGUGGUCUCCAGCCCUGCAGAUCCGCACAGUGUUGCUAUCUAUCCAGGCGUUAUUAAGUGCUCCCAAUCCAGAUGACCCCCUGGCAAACGACGUUGCAGAGCAGUGGAAGAAAAACGAAAGCAAUGCCAUUGAGACAGCCCGAUCAUGGACCAGGCUCUACGCAGGCAACACUGAAGUAUAGAAGAAGAGAGACGAGGCGUCUGAAUGUGAUCCACAAAAUGUACUCCUAUUCUGUCAACAACAUUCAAAUUUAAACGGACACAAAAAAAAGCAGAAAAAAAAAGAUAUUAAGUCCAAAUCUAUUUGAACGAAACGACGAGAUUUACUGCUGCAGACCUCUGGGUGACUUAUUUCCUCUCUAAGGCGCGUUAAGUGUGUGUUAGCCUCCCCCCCCCCCCCCCCCCCUGUGUUGCUAUUUAAAUGCAUGGACAGAGAACGACGCCCUCCCCACUACAGUCUUAAAAAUAACUUGCGAUAUGCUGUCCUGGACAAGGCACAUACUGGUACGUUUGCAAACUAUACAUGCAUUAAAGCUGUUCUUCUUUUAACACAUGCAUUAUUUGUCCACACAUCUGUAUGUCUUUUGUGAGCGAUGACAUGUUGUGUUGUUUCUACGCUUAGUGUGCGAUGUCUCUUCACUAGCAGACGGGAAAUCUGAACACGAAUGAUGAAUGUUGUCUUUACUCUUUUUGGGGGAAAUAGCCAAUGAGAAGGUUAGUUUGAUUUCCACUCCUGUGCACACCAACACGUCACUAAAUAUGUAGUUUGUAGCUUAGCAUCGACUCACUUUGUUCCCGAGCACAGAUGUAGAACUGAAUAUUUGUAUCGCACAGUAUCUUAUUUCUAAAAUUGGACGAGUACAUUUCAAGGUUUCCACCCAGGAAGUACCGCCUCCUUUAAUCCGCCUUUAACAUGCAGUGCCAAUCGGCUGCAAAAUUAUUCAUCCACAGACAACCGAAGGAGAUUCAUUCCAGCAUUUUAAAUGUAAAUUAGCAGACGGUUGCUGCAUACCUGCCAAAUCUACAGGUAGAGGAUCCUCAGUACUUAACGGCUAAAACAUGUCGUCCAUGCUCGAUGUCAGAGUAACCCCAGCAGAUGUCAUUUUGUCAUUUCUUUUCAUUAUUAACAUCGGUUGAUAGACGGCAGAUCGUGUGAUUAGAUGGCCAAUUGUAACAAGGAAUUUUUAUGAUUUAUCUAAAAAUCUGAUCAUGUUCAAAAUGAGGUCAAGGAGUCUUGUGUUCGUGUGACGUUUUUUCAGUAAAAGUUAGGACGUUUGGGGAGGGUGAGCAGAUUAUUUCCACAUGCUUAAAGAAAGCCAUUCCCAACACAUUCAGACAAGUAGACAAUAGUUUGUUAAAGGGUCCCUAUGUUAGCAUGUUAGCAGCAGACUACGAGGGUGUGUUGUAAAUGUCUCUUCUUUUUUUAAGGGUGUAGGAUGCUGAGUUGUUUUUUCUUUUUAACUGUCUGUCCAUGCUAUCUAUGUUGCCUCUUCUCUAUUUUAUUUUCAGUGUUCCUUCAUUAAAAAGGCAAGUACCAUAACCCAACAUCCGGACGGUUGGUGGUAAAGUUCUUGUUAGUGUUAGAGAGGGCUGAGGAACGUUUCUUUUUUGUGAAGGCUUUGUCGUCGGGUAAAAAGUUGUCAAUCACCGUGAUUUCUUCUGAGUUUGUCUCCCCUGCUUCUGCUCUUCCCAUGAUUCUGAUCUGUGAUGAUUUUGCAAGUGCAUUGAAUUGAUUGGGUCAUUGUGGUGGCGAAAUAAAAAUAAUUCAAGAUCAAA